AGCCCCCUCUCUGGCACGUGACUCGCUUGGGCCGCGCGGUAGAAAGGGCUGCUUUGCUUCCUUUCUACCUUUCACCCCAAGAUGGCGGCGCCCGUCGGUCCGUUGAAGUUUUGGAAGCCGGGUACAGAAGGGCCAGGUGUCAGCCUUUCAGAGGAGAGACAGAGCGCUGCUGAAAGCGCUGGUGUUUCAGUCAUCUAUAACCCCUAUGUUUCCCUGUCUAUUGAACAACAGAGGCAAAAGUUACCUGUUUUUAAGCUUAGAAAUCACAUCCUUUAUCUGGUAGAAAAUUAUCAGACACUGGUGAUAGUUGGAGAAACAGGAUGUGGGAAAAGCACUCAGAUUCCUCAAUAUCUAACAGAAGCUGGCUGGACUGCCGAAGGGAGAGUGGUGGGAGUAACACAGCCUCGCAGGGUUGCUUGUGUUUCAAUUGCAGGCCGGGUGGCUGAGGAGAGGGGUGCCUUGCUAGGUCAUGAAGUUGGAUACUGCAUACGGUUUGAUGAUUGCACUGACCCACAGGUGACAAGGAUUAAGUUCCUGACUGAUGGGAUGCUAGUGAGAGAAAUGAUGGCUGAUCCAUUACUAACAAGAUACAGUGUCAUCAUGUUGGAUGAAGCCCACGAGAGGACCUUGUAUACAGAUAUUGCCAUUGGCUUGUUAAAAAAGGUUCAAAAGAAACGAGGAGAUCUUCGCUUGAUUGUAGCAUCAGCAACACUGGAUGCAGAGAAAUUUAGGGAUUUCUUUAACCAAAACGAGACCAGUGACCCAAGCAAAGAUACCAGUAUGAUCCUUACUGUGGAAGGGAGAACAUUUCCAGUGGAUGUCUUCUACAUUCAGAGGCGCAGACUUCAGUGGAGGAGGGCUUCGGGAACCUUCCCCCGUCCCCUUCUGCACCGGCCAGCUGGAGCAGACUUCAGACGCGUGCUACGGGGACUCGGUGGAAUCUUCAUGCUUUUCCUCCCCUGGAAUCUUAGUCCUUCCCUUCCCCCUCCACAGAAGGGAUAUGGGCAAACCUGGCAGCACCUUCAUGCCCUCUCUCCUCCUACACAGAAGGAGAUGGACAGUCCUGUUCCAGAUUAUGUGAAAUCAACUGUGGAAACUGUCAUGAAAAUUCAUCAGACAGAAGGCGAUGGGGAUAUACUGGCAUUUUUAACUGGCCAGGAGGAAGUGGAAACAGUUGUUUCUAUGCUAAUAGAACAGGCUCGGGUCCUUGCUCGUACAGGGAUGAAGAAACACCUCCGUGUUCUUCCAAUGUAUGCUGGAUUACCUGCUACUGAGCAGAUGAAAGUGUUUGAGAGGGUUUCUCACAAUGUUAGAAAGGUGAUAGUGGCUACCAAUAUUGCAGAAACAUCUAUCACAAUCAAUGGUAUUUCAUUUGUGAUUGACUGUGGCUUUGUGAAACUCCGUGCAUAUAAUCCAAAAACAGCGAUUGAAUGUCUUGUGGUUGUCCCAAUAUCAAAGGCCUCGGCAAAUCAAAGAGCAGGCCGUGCAGGCCGGAACCGCUCCGGAAAAUGUUACAGACUUUACACAGAGGAAGACUUUGAGAAGUUGCCACAGUCCACUAUUCCUGAGAUGCAGCGCAGUAACCUGGCACCAGUAAUCUUGCAGCUCAAGGCUUUAGGAAUUGACAACGUGCUUAGAUUUCCCUUCCUCUCACCUCCACCUGCUCAGUCAAUGGUGCAAGCUUUGGAACUACUCUAUGCAUUAGGAGGGCUUGAUAAAUAUUGCCGUCUCACUGAACCACUUGGAAUUAGGAUAGCUGAGUUUCCUUUGAAUCCCAUGUUUGCAAAGAUGCUCCUAGAGUCAGGGAAUUUUGGUUGCUCCCAGGAGAUUCUGAGCAUAGCAGCCAUGAUGCAGAUCCAGAAUAUCUUUAUGAUUCCUUCAAACCAAAAGACACAAGCUAUCAGAGAACACAGAAAAUUUGCUGUGGAGGAAGGUGACCAUCUCACUAUGCUUAAUGUCUAUGAAGCCUUUAUAAAACACAACAAGAGUUCUCAGUGGUGUCAGGAUCACUUUCUCAAUUACAAAGGCCUUGUGAGAGCCACAACUGUGAGAGAGCAACUGAAAAAACUUCUUGUCAAGUUCAAAGUACCAAAAAAGUCCAGUGAAGGUGAUCCAGACCCUGUGCUAAGGUGUAUAGUUUCUGGAUUCUUUGCUAACGCAGCCAGAUUUCAUUCUACUGGAGCAUACAGGACUAUUCGUGAUGAUCAUGAACUUCAUAUCCACCCCACCUCGGUGCUGUAUGCAGAGAAACCUCCACGUUGGGUAGUCUACAAUGAAGUCAUACAGACCUCAAAGUAUUACAUGCGAGAUGUUACAGCUAUUGAAUCUGCUUGGCUAUUGGAACUGGCCCCUCACUUUUACCAGCAAGGAACGGUACGGGCACGGCAUAAACUCCAAACGCAUCUUUCUCUGAAAGCCAAAAGAACUAAAGUAGAUGACCACUGACUCGCCGUGGCUGUUGAACUUUGCAGCGUAUGAUGAUGAACCUGCCACCAAUUUGAAACUCUGCUACUGUCCAUCCAACAAUUAGUUGAUUAGCAACCUGACCCCAUAUCAACUAUAAAUAUUGAAAUGCCUGCCUGCCAGGAUCCUGUAGGGAUUUUUGCAUGACCAAUACAUUGUAACACUUAAGUAGAGCUUGCAUUGUGGAUAUUUUUAUCCCACAGUCUAAAUGUGAUGGCCGCUCCUGUUCCCCAGGGCAUUUUGCUCCUUUUGAACUAGGUAGUUUAAAAUUAACAGUAUAAAAGAAAGACAUACAAAACUGUAGGAAAUCUUGCAAUUUGUGGAUGGCAACACUUGAACCCUUUGGGUGGGGAGGGGAAAGAAACGGCACCCUCAGAAUGAGGAAAUGGAGCUCAGGACCCUUUAGACCACUGUGAAAGUUCUUGGUCAUCCUGGACCUGCCUGCAAAUUGUAGGCAGAUUUGGGACCACAAGCAAAGCCUUGAAAUACCUUAAUGGGUUGCAAUGAAAACCUUGAAACUGUGAUUGUGCCUAACUGCUGUGAUUUUUCCUCUUUUUUGCUGUCAAGCAAUAGUUUUCUAAUCUUUUACCAACUUACCUUCAUUUCUCUGUCAGAUUUUUUCUUGUACUUACUCGCUUUUCAGAUAAAUCUGUUUCCAUAAACACAAAAUGUGUUAACUCGCACCAGGUUUCUUCACAAAAUUUAGCUCUUUUAGGAAGGAGUGAAUUGGGCAGGAUGUACAUUACAUUCACAAACAAGAUGGAUGCAAGUCCUUAGUUGCUUGCCUUUUUGUUUCAACAUGAGAAACUUGGGGUCAGUAGCUUGCAUAAUCUGUAUGUAUUUGUUAUUAACAUUUUGAUAUUGUGAAUGUUGAAAAACAUUGUGCUGGGUCUGUGGUCUUGGAAAUGUUGCUUUGAACUGAGGAUCAAAUUGACAGUUACCAAUUUAUUUAUUAUUUUUCAAAUGUAUAAAUCGCUUUACAGCCAGGAAGCCAUUGAAGCAAUAUAUAACAAGAGUAAAAUAAAAUAAAUACUCAAAAGGUGUUGACUUCUCUUGUAGAGAGGAGGAGGACUAUCACCUUUAGCCAGACUCAAGAGGACCAUCUUGCGAGGGAACUCUUCCCCUCCCACAACUCAGGAGGAGGAAAUGGAAGAGGUGCCUCUCACUGGGAAACAGGGCAGUGGCAGAGUUCCUGGCCUUAAGCCAUUUGGGCCUCCACUGGAUGGUCUUGAAGCACUUUCUUCUUAUAUCAGACAAGAAAACGUUCCUUAUCCUGCUGUUGAUGUCACUGCUGUAUAGAAAUUAAAGAUACUUUAUGAAGAGAUGUUGGUCUACUCAUCUCCCUGUGCUUGUUAUCCCUUUUUUUGAGUGGAACCGAUUAGGGACAGUUCAGAACUACACGUUUCCUUUGCUUUCUUCUUGGAUAGUGGUGUAGCUGAUUAGAACAAGUCCGAGAGGUUAACAUUCCCUACACAUAAUGUGUAGAACAGGCCCAUUUUCAGAAAAAGUUCCUGUUGAGAUUUUGAGCUAGUGAAAUCUAUCUGAUGGUGCUGCUUUUCACCUGGUUUAAUAAACUCCAAAGUGUGUUUCCAUGAACCUGAAAAAUUGCAUAUAAUAUAUUCCUCUGUCCAUUUUUACUAAAACGUUAUGAUCUUAGCAGCUAUUAGGACUGCCUUCCUCAAAGGUGAAGGGUGGUCUAUGUAGCAUGCACUGGUUGAAGUGUGCAUUUGCUGCCUUUCCGCAAAAACUCCUUCUGUUGCAUCAGCAGUAUAGUUUCAGAUAAGAAAAUAUUUUCAGAUAACAUUUAUUUUGCAAUGAUGUGAUUUCAGUGUAUGGGUUUGUUUCUAGAACAUUGGCUUUGUUGAAUGCCUUGUUCUCUUUCCCCCUUUUUAAACAAAUGUAUGUAAAUGUUUUUUCUUUACACAGAGUAAGGGUCUUCUUUGCCCUGGAUGUGCAUUAAGAACCACUUUUCAGAUCUUCCUUCCCAUUCUGCUCUCCACAAACCUGCAAAGAAGCUUGUUCUGUCAAUAUAUGUUCCACUCAUUGUCUUUGUGCUGUUCUGUAUAUAUCAGCUUAACAAAAAUUCAUUCCCACCUGUGCAAUUCUGAUGCAACUGGUUUUUGUCUCUCUCUUUCUUAGUAUGUGAAUUCUGUAGAGCUGGGAUUGUCUUUUAUUUUUGUGUACCAUGUGGUAUCUAGAAUAUUGUUUAUGCUCCAUAAUGGGUAUCUGAUUUGCAUCUAAAGUUAUUUUCCCUUUUGAAGGAGCUUACAAAGACCUGGAUACAGAGUGUGUAAAUUUUCAUGUUGCUUUGUCCUCUGGUAACAUACUUUAGGGAGAAAAAUAAAGCUGUGGCAUUAAGAAAUCUGGGAUUGCUGUGCUUCCUAA
Molecule: messenger RNA, 4848 nt
Organism: Rhineura floridana
Lineage: Eukaryota; Metazoa; Chordata; Lepidosauria; Squamata; Rhineuridae
Gene: DHX35
Product: DEAH-box helicase 35
Exons: 23
Coding region: 82-2445 (787 amino acids)
Cellular component (GO): catalytic step 2 spliceosome; intracellular anatomical structure
Molecular function (GO): RNA binding
Source: RefSeq, a predicted model, not a curated record